Stylophora pistillata is the source of this 1951-nucleotide messenger RNA. RefSeq names its product melatonin-related receptor-like. NCBI's taxonomy places the organism in Eukaryota, Metazoa, Cnidaria, Anthozoa, Scleractinia, Pocilloporidae. Gene Ontology annotation, cellular component: membrane. Gene Ontology annotation, biological process: G protein-coupled receptor signaling pathway. Gene Ontology annotation, molecular function: G protein-coupled receptor activity. The record is from RefSeq and is a predicted model, not a curated record.
UCCUCAACAUUUGUUGAAACCAAAGCAACAGUCUUUCAUUUCACACAAGCCCAUUACGGACCAGCAUAUGAUAAACAUUCGUCUCAUCAACUGAAAUAAUAGAAGAAAAGUAUAAGUCGCAGCAACAACGUGAUAACAAUCCAAACAAAAUGGCCGAUCUGCCAUCACGCAGUGUAGCUUUGACCAUCGUGGAGUCCGGAUUUAUGAUUGCACUGAAUAUUCUAUCUCUAGGAGGCAACAUUAUGGUGUGUACAGCCGUGUACAGGAGUAUAAGACUCCGAACUACCACUAACAUUUACAUCAUCGCACUGGCUAUCAGCGAUCUUUUGAGCGCCAUUUUUAUCAUGCCGUUUGCAGCAGGAGUGCUCAUCUCAGGGAGAUGGCCCUUUGGUAAAGUGUUUUGCCAGAUAAACGCCUUUUUCAGCCUAUUUGUUGUGUACGUUUCGCCUGUGACGAUGGGUUUGACAGCAGUUAACAGAUACAUGAGAAUAUGCAAGUCAGAUGUAGAGUACAAACGGUUCUUCUCCCCAAGAAAAUCCCGCCUUGUGCUGGCCUUUGUGUGGGGCUUUAUUGCCUGUUAUAUCCUGGGUCUUCGCUUGGCUGGUCUACAAGGUUUUCACUUUGUGCCUGAAUAUGCCUCGUGCUUGAACCAACAUCUGAUUGCAUCUAGCAAAAUAGUUCAUUAUUUUGUGGUCGUUGGCUUGUUUUUCCUCCUUCCCCUGGCGGUGACGAUUUUCAGUUACAGAAAGGUCUCAAGAAAGAUCAAGGAACACAACAUCAGUUUAGCAAUGACCCAUCAAAGUCAAAGACGGGAUGCCAAUGUCAGCGUACAUGAAAUCCGAGUAAGCAGGUCUUUAUUCGUCGUAGUAUUUGCGUUUAUGUUAUGCUGGAUUCCCGCUUGGGCCAUCACCAUCUUAACACGCUUUGUGGGAAAAGUACCUCGCAAUGUUCAACUUUUGUGCGCUUAUUUCGUAAAUUUUUCCAGCACCAUUAAUCCUUUCAUUUACACUGGAAUGAAUCCGUUGUUUAGGAGAGACUUUACAAGAAUACUCCGCUGUGCACAUUACAAUAAAAUUGGCAAUGAAUCUGGCUCGAAUACCCAAAACAAUCAACAGGGAUCGAGUCAAAAAACUGUAGCCCUUGCUCAAAGCACCACAAAGCAACACACUAUGUAAAUUCUUUUAAAGCGCCAGUUUAGUGCUGGACGUAAUCUUGAACAAUCGACAGAAAUAAUCGUUAGGUGAAGAAAUCGAUUCUUAAGAACGGAGAAAAAUCAUACGCGUGAUAAGUAUACAGACUAAAUUAAACACGCAGAUUACUAAAAAGCAUUGGGCUAGAGAUAUAAAGCGCGACUAAACUUGGUCAAUUUGUUUAGACAGGGCUGAAUUUUUGCUAUAACAAAGGGGAUCUUUCAAUGGAGAUCGUUUUUUGGACUGACUUCGUGGAUUUUCGUAGGCAUCGAAUAGAGCGUAGGACAUUUCGAAGAAUUAGAGACUGGGUCGGGCAAUAUGACGGAGUAAACGUGUUUGUGUCAGCUCCGUGUUUUGAAGCUUUGCAUGGCCACUUCUAACAAACGAAAAACGUGACGGUGUUCAAAUAUAGAUUUGUAGCUAAUACCAAAAUUCGGGCCAUGUACAAUCAUUUUUAUAAAUUCAAAUUCAAGCAUUGUUUUGCUUCCAAAACUGGAGUUUUUUGUAAUCGUAUUGUCUCUACGUGUUAUGAGAAUUGCAAGACCCUGUUUCUUAGUAGCUUAUUUAACAGCUUUUGCUGGCUACGUUUUUAAUUGUUUAGUUGUAUAUCGUUCUGUCUUUUUCCUUUUGUGUUCAACCUCAGAAAUUAAUGUGUUAAUUGCUUAUUGUACUAUUGUGGGCGGCUUGCACAACACCUAUGGCUUGAUCUGCAUGUGUAAAAGGGUUUUUCAUAAUAUUAAUCUCUCCGCUUACUUUAUAAA